GUCGACGGCCUCGGAGACCUUCCCACUCAUGAACAUAACCGGGCACCUUCCCUGCACCUCUCAUCCUUCUUUGUGCGGUAGUCGACGUGCGAGGAUGACAAGUGGAUCCUGACUGCAUUGUCCAUCCUGCAUACCUUGUCUCCCCCUCCACUGUCGUGAUUCUCAUUAUAUUAACUACUGCCUCGGACGACCCAGCGCUCUGGAACCUGACAACACAUCGCCUGCUCCUCGAUCAUUUCAGCAAUCCCUCGCACACCGUCGUUAUCGAGACGCGCGUGUGCGAAAACUGACCGGGAUUGCACCCCCGACCGCCUACUGUGUUGCACCGGCUGAUCGCAUGACUUCGGGUUGGGCGUUCCAAUGCUCUCAACGGUCCUUCUCGUCAGCUUGGCCUUUGUGGCCAUCUACGUCGUGCGUGCGACUUCGCGAAACAAUGCACUGAAGCAGUUUGGUGGCCAUUGGUCAGCUGGCUGGUCACGGAUAUGGCUCCUCCGCACGCAGGGCAGCGGAGAGAUGAACUUGCGCUUCACGGCCUUGAACCGAAAAUAUGGAUCAACGGCACGGAUUGGCCCUCGUAUGUUGGUGACGGCGGACCCUGAGCUGUUCAGGCGAAUGAAUGCAGUGAGAUCUUCCUUCACUCGCGGACAAUGGUACAGAGCACUCAAGCUCCAUCCGGAACGCGACAACAUCACAUCCUAUAUUGACGAAGAGAAACAUGAUCAUAUCCGCAACCGCAUGGCCCCGGGCUACUCCGGCAAAGAGAACAAACACCUCGAAAGUGAAAUCGACUCCAAACUGCUGAAAUUCUUCGACCUCAUCAACGAGAAAUACCUCGCGCAACCCGCAUCCGGCGCAUACAAAUCUCUCGAUCUCGCGAGAAUCACCACGUAUUUCACCCUCGAUGUCAUCUCCACGAUCGCCUUUGGCCAAACAUUCGGCUUUCUGGACAACGAUGAGGAUCCUUUCGGCUACCUGGAAAACCUGGCGCAGAUGCUCCCCGCCAUCAUCGUCUUCGGCGUCUACUCCGAACUGACCCGACUUACGAACAUUUCGUUCAUCAAGGCCGCGAUGCCCAGCUCGACCGAUAAGCGAGGUCUCGGGCGCGUCAUGGGCUUCGCCGCCGAGCGCGUCCGAGAGCGCUUCGGCAACGCCCCCAUCGUACGGCAGGACAUGUUGGGCUCAUUCAUCAAAAAGGGUCUCGGCAUGGAGGAGCUCGAGAGCGAGACCUUGACGCAAAUUACCGCCGGAUCCGACAGCACCGCUUCGGCCCUACGGCUGGCCAUUCAUUAUAUUUCCACCUCCCCGCCCGUGCUCGACCGUGUCCUCGCCGAAAUGCGCGCGGGCAUCAGAGCGAAGAAGAUCAGCCGACCCGUGAUCAAGGACUCCGAGGCGCGCCAACUACCAUAUCUCCAGGCAUGCAUCAAGGAAACCUUUCGCCUUUCGCCUCCCGUCACCGGUCUUCUAGCCAAGGAAGUCCCGGCAGGCGGCGUGGACAUCGACGUCGACGGCGUCAAGAAGUUCGCUCCCGGUGGCACGCAGAUCGGCUGGAACUCCUGGGGAAUGAUGCGCGACGCGAAGACCUUCGGGCCGGAUGUGGAGGUCUUCCGGCCGGAGCGCUGGCUAGCUGUGGACAGCAGUCAGGCGGAGAAAGAUCGAGUGACCAAGAUGACCGACGUGGUCGGUCUCGCGUUCGGCUAUGGACGGUUCGGCUGUCUCGGGCGUGGAAUUGCUACGAUGGAGCUGAACAAAGCCAUCGUCGAGGUGAGUGAAUUUUUUCCCAAAGCCGUCCCAUGAUACAACAACCUUGUUGUCUUUAUCUCUGACCCCCGUCUCUCGUCACAGUCACUGUUCCGCUUCAAUUUCCAGCCGUGCAACCUCUCGCACCCGUUCCGCGAGGUGGUCGUCGGCUUCACGAUACAUCAUGACAUGAAUUACGUUAUCACGGAGAGAAAGG
Dissoconium aciculare CBS 342.82 is the source of this 1954-nucleotide messenger RNA. RefSeq names its product putative P450 monooxygenase. The record is from RefSeq and is a predicted model, not a curated record. Gene Ontology annotation, molecular function: heme binding; oxidoreductase activity, acting on paired donors, with incorporation or reduction of molecular oxygen; iron ion binding. The transcript is spliced from 2 exons. NCBI's taxonomy places the organism in Eukaryota, Fungi, Ascomycota, Dothideomycetes, Mycosphaerellales, Dissoconiaceae. Bases 361 to 1794 code for a protein of 477 amino acids.